ACCAACACAAAGACAGCACAAACAAAAAGAACUUGCCAUGCAGAACUCAGUAGCACAGUGCUUUCUCCUCUCUGUUGGGGCUGUUAUUUUUAGCUCUUGUCUAAGAGAGUCUACAGCUCAACGGGAGCAUGAGGAAGCAUACAAGGGCCUGCAGCUGGAGGCUCUGAAGAGCAUUAUUCUGGAGUACCUGGGGAUGGACGCACCACCCAGGCCUGGUGGAAGAGCCUCUCAUAAGGACCUGGUCAGGAUGUACAAGCAGUAUAGGAGAACGAGAUACUUGCUUAAAGCCAAUUCCAGUGCCGAACAGGAGCUUCAGCCUGCAAGAAGAGCCUCUAGGGUGCUCUUUCCCACAACAGUUCAGCCUCUGAAUUCCACCAUGGAUUCCAGGCAGCAGUGGUUCAGAGCUGCUUUCUACAAAAACUCACGCAUUAAAACUGGAGUCAACCUUAAACACGCAAGGCUGCAAAUUAAGAGACCGCACAUGAACAAAAUUACACCGGGCCAGCCGUGGCUCUCAAAAGACGUUGUGGUUAGAAUUCAUAAACCUCCCGGUUUCCGUACAGAGACUGUAUUUCUCACAGGGGACUUGAGCUGUCAGGAUGUUACGUUGGAUUUGACGGUUGCGGUUGUGCAGUGGCUUAAAAACACGAGUGCUGAGCUUUUAGUUGUUGAAAUUUGCCUCCUUAAAAAACAAGAAGUGAGUACACAAUCCACGCCUCAGCUUGUUUUACAACUUGACCAAGCAGCGAGGAGGAGAAACAAGAGAGCUCUGUCUACAAGAGAGGAAAGCGUUGAGGACGAAGGACACUGCAGGCGAAAAUCAUUAAAUGUUUCCUUCAAAGACAUCGGCUGGUCAGACUGGGUUAUCGCUCCCUCGGGCUACACUAUGCAUUACUGUGAUGGUUCCUGCCCACAUAAUUAUAAACCUGCUAGUAUGCAUACGCAGGUGAAGUCUCGUCUGCAUCUCAUAUCCAAAGGAACAACACCUGGGCCUUGCUGCGUACCAGCUGCAUAUGAACCAAUGGUUCUCAUGCACUAUGACAGUCGUGGAAAGUUGAAGCUCACGCCUUUCAACGACUUGAUAGUUAGUAAAUGCCACUGUGCAUGAACAACAUAUGGGACUUCUUAUCCACUGAACAUUAUAUUCUCAAAGGAGAAGAUGAAAAGAAGGGCAAAAUAUCUAGUUGAUACAAUGUUCUCACGCUCACUCGGUUACAUUCCUUUGAUUUAUAAAAUAGUUUGGCUUCUUUAAGAAACCAGAUGCCUGCUUUUCUACAUACACUGAUGUGUUGAAUGGGUACUGUAUUUCCAUGUGAUUGACUUACUGGAACAAUAAGUUAUUUAUUGUAAUUUAUUUUUAAAUGUUUUGUACUGGCUUGUUGUUGUGUUGUGAAUGAAUCAAGAAACCUUUUGUAUUUUUUGAAAGAAUGUUAAUAAACUAUUGCUUUAAGGAAACAUAUUUUCAGUAUGGAUGAAACACAUUUCAACAAAGACAAUUCAACCUAUUUGAAUAUAAGAUGAAAAUCCUUACGUAUAGUAUUCUGUGAAAUCAAAUUAGGGUUGAGCUGCCGUGAAAACUCCGGAUGUAGUUAAAAAGCUUUAAAUCCAUGUUUAAAUACUGUUAAAUUGUGGAGAACAGGCCCUCAGAAUGAAUCAUCUGCGUAUGACUCACGCAGAUCGUAAAACAAUGAAUUCACACAUACGUUUUACGUACGUAAGUGUAAACUUAUAAAUUACAGUCUUUUACAAGAAUAUUUUACAAUAUCCGCUCCGUUCUAGAUAGUAUUUCAAGGUGAGGUCGUGCCAUGAAUAUCCAUGAGGAGUAUUUAUCCAUGCUAAUCAAUAUCCAUAUUUUUCCUAUCUAUAAAGAUCGGCCAGAUCUAACAUUUGUAGCCUUGAAACCACACAUAAGUGCCAUUGGCCUUGACCAGAGAGUGAAUGUCCUCUGGAGCAACCACAGCAGAGGCAUGAGUUCAUCUGUGACUCAGUAUUUACAUAAUACUGUGAUACUGGAUCCCACUGUAGUACAUAAAUAUUUGUUGUCUUUAAAUUUGGUACUAAAUACUUUUGAGAUACAUUAUCUGAUGUUUUGUUUCAACAUGUCUGAUCGAUUGUUUUGAUAUAAUGUAAUAAUUUAAUUGGCAGGGAUAACAAUAGUAACUGUAAUGAUCGCACAAUGAAGCAUAAAGCAAUAAACUCUUACUUGUACUUCUUGUAUCAUUUCACUCGCUUCAAAGACAAAGUACUGGCUCGAAUAUCAAUAA
This is a messenger RNA of Labeo rohita (rohu), 2264 nucleotides long. Its product is annotated as growth/differentiation factor 15. Bases 38 to 1108 code for a protein of 356 amino acids. NCBI's taxonomy places the organism in Eukaryota, Metazoa, Chordata, Actinopteri, Cypriniformes, Cyprinidae. The record is from RefSeq and is a predicted model, not a curated record. Gene Ontology annotation, molecular function: growth factor activity; cytokine activity. The transcript is spliced from 2 exons. Gene Ontology annotation, cellular component: extracellular region. Gene Ontology annotation, biological process: SMAD protein signal transduction.